Molecule: messenger RNA, 1656 nt
Organism: Heterostelium album PN500
Lineage: Eukaryota; Evosea; Eumycetozoa; Acytosteliales; Acytosteliaceae
Exons: 2
Coding region: 1-1656 (551 amino acids)
Source: RefSeq, a predicted model, not a curated record
AUGAUUAUUAAUCUUUCACAUAUAUUAUUAUCAAAGAUAAUUAGUUAUCUUGAAGAUAACAUAGAUAGAUUAUGUGUCAGUUUAGUUUGUAAAAGAUGGUUUGAUGAAAGAGAUAAAUAUCUAUAUUUUAAUACUGAUCGUAUAAAUAUCAAUCUUUGUAAAGAUAUUGAUGAUCAUCACGAUCACUCUAAUAAUGAAUCAGAGAUAGAAGAGAAACAAUAUAAUAUUAAGUGUUUAUUUUCAUUAGAAUCAUAUCGAUCAUCAAUACUCAGAUCACUCAAUCAAAAGAAUAAUUGUACUUUGGCAUAUAGCAGAGAUUUUUACCUAUCAGACUAUUCAGUAAAUCCAUAUAGUUAUCCUGAAGAUGAUAGAAUUAUAUCGAAUAUCACUAAAGUAAUUUUAGAUGAACAACUUGAUAAUAAAUAUUUAAAGGAAAUCUAUGGAAUGAUAUCGAUUUCAAAUGUGUCCACACUGAAAGGAAUUACAAGUUUAUCUAGUGUAUUACCUGUGAAUUUGACAUCGAUAACAUUUCAUGAGGAAUUCGAUGAAGUAUUGUUGGCAGGUUAUCUUCCACCGAAACUAGAGAAACUGAAAUUCGAAUGGAAUUCAGAGUUUAAUCAAGUGAUCGCAGCAGGUGUUCUUCCAAAUACAUUGAAGAAACUAAGAUUUGGUGACGACUUCAAUCAACAACUCGAACCUCAUGUAUUACCAUCAUCAUUAACAUAUUUAAAAUUGGGAGGUGAAUACACUCAAACACUUCAAGUUGGAUCACUUCCUCCAAAUCUUAGAGCUCUUAAUUGCUAUUGUAUUUGUAUGAUAUCAGAUGGAGUAUUACCACAAUCACUUUGCACAUUAACUGAAUCACCUUUAUCAUGGAUUCCAUUCAUCAAAUCACUGAACAAUCUCACAACACUUUCACUCUAUAAUAAAAAAAAUGAUGAUUCGAAUUCCACAUUAAAUUUGGCAGAUCUACCUACUUCUCUCACAAGUUUAAGUAUCGAUACUUCGUGUCGUCUCAUCUCAUCUCUAUCACCCUCAAUCAGAUUUCUCGAUAUACAUCUUACUGAUUAUGAUAUCGAUGAGAUAUUCAAAGAUCGAUCACAAUAUCAUUUCGAAAGACUAUGUGUCGAUGGACUGAAACAAGAAUCACUUGACAAUCUGAAGAUCAAAGAGUUGAAACUACAAUUUUUAACCAAUGAAUCUAUUAUCAGAGAUAUUCCAUUUGGUGUGGAAACUUUAGAUUUUGGAUACGAUAUAUAUCAUUUUCAAAUAAUAAAAAGAAUUCCUAAUGGCGUCCCAUUAUCAGUGAAGAAGAUCAUAUUUCAAUUCAAUACAACAAUCAAUCAACUUGAUUUCGAAAUUCCAAACAGUGUCGAAGAAGUCGUGAUAAAAUAUUAUUAUUUGAAAUAUCAAUUCCCGAGCAAAUUGAUUCCAAACUCUGUUAGAUCAAUGACUGUUCCUUCCGAAAUGAUUCCAAAUGUCGAUAUUUUCGAUAUACCUAAAUCAGUAACCAGCCUGUGUUUUAUUGAUAGCUAUCAAAAAGUAGAUCUCCAUGUUCGAAUGAUAUAUGAUGAUCGUUAUCUCAUUUUUGGUCAAUCAUUUAACAAAUUCAGUGUUGCAAUAGUACCUAGAAUUUUACCUCAAUUCAUUCGAUAA